CCCGCGUUCAAAUUUAACGGUCGGAAGUAAAGGAUACUCCCGUUGCGUUGCAGAAAGUCACCGAGGGUCGUUCCGCGCAUUCGUUCGGUGUCCUUGCCAAAGGGUGGUGUUCUCCCGGUGGUGCGAGCUCGUGCUCUCCGGAAUCCGAAGCGUGAGUUGGAGAUCCGUCGGGCGCGCCAGGAACAAUGGAGUCCUUCGUCCAGCGUAUGUUGGAACGAGCUAAAGUAAGGAGGGAAAAGUUGGACGAGAAACUGACCAACGCAGGACACGACGUUCAGAGAAGACCGAGCCCUUUGAGAAACGCGAACGCCUUGCUAGAACAAGCUACAGCAGCAGCCAGCGAGAAUCUAGCCAAGUCGCCGGUCAAAGCGGCCGCAGUCAGCGCACUCCCUGCCAAGUCCCCUCGCAAGUCUCCCGUGUCCAAGAACGUCGCUGUUAACAACGAACAGGACAAUAAGGAGAACGGGAAAUGUGAAACUAGUAACGCGCGAGCCAAGUUGCAGAGACUUGGAAAAUUAUAUUCUGAGGAUAACAAUCUCGGUUUGAGUUCACCCAUACACAGGACUGAGGAGAAAUUUAGCGCGGAAGAGAGUAAUGCGGAGUGCAAAUCAAUCAAGAAGGGUGCUAGACUCAACAGAUUUGUGGCUUUGGCCUCGAAUAUUAACAGUUGGGAGGAUGAUUUAUCUCAUCCUAGUUCAAAGAUUAAGGCGGAAACCAGUAAAGCCGAAAAGAUACAAGCAAAAUUUAACGAGCAGGUUAAAAGUGGAUUGGAGUCGCAGCCAAGCACGAGUGAAAGUAAGAAAUGGGUUACCAUCAACAAUGGGAGAAGAAGCAAAGAUCCAAGUCCAGUUAAACAACUAAAAUGGGACAAGACCACGUUAGAAAAUUUGGAAGCUCAAGGCUUUAGUCGUACAAAAAGCAAUUCUCGUCUUGUGUAUGACUAUAAGCAUUGUUCCCAGGAAUCGAACGGCGUCACAAGUCAUUUAUCACCUAACAAGUUCACGAGCUCUGCUCGUCAGCAGAUGGAAAAGAAACGAAUUUCGCCUGGUAGGUCCGACGGUUCACCAAGAAGCAAGAAAGCAGAUGGUGAUGUUAACGUGACCGCGAGUCCGUCUAACUCUUCUAGAACCAACGACAGUAAAGUUUCUAGCACUCCCGAAAAGUUUGUUAAAAGCGCGAAUACUACUAGCAGUUCUCGAUUACCGUCGAGAACAUUAUUUAGCGGCUCGCCAAAGACUUUGAUUCAACCGUCAGGUUCGGUAUUGAGUAAAGCAUCGAUGUUUGAAGCUAAAAACACAGAGUCAAAGGCGAAAGAUCCUGCUCAGAUGACGCUCGCCGAAAGAAUGGCGUUAUUCGAGCGAAAUAAAGGGGAAGCGUUGAUACCCAAAGCGCCGCUUACAAUGUCGAUACCGCCUAAGAAGCUGCAGGAAAAGGAUAAGCAAUCUAAUGCAGAUUUAUCUCCGAUGAACAGUCGAAACGCUGACGGCCCGAGCAAAACGGUUUUCGAACAACGUGCGAUGUUCGAACAAGGCAACAAUAGAAACAGAGUAGAAGAAAUGGAAAAUCGUAUUUUACAAGCUACGCACGCCGAGAGACAGCGUGAAUUAAGCAUGUUACGUUCGCGAUUUAAUGCUAAUAAGGAGGUUGCCCGCACUGCCGCUGGAUCUUGUGUCCGGACAAGCGAAAGCAGCGAAGGAGGUGGCAAACCAUCGUCGCCGAAGAAUUCGCCUGUUUGCCAGGUGAAACCGACUCCCGCUCCUGACCAUAUUGCUCCGCCUCCACCGCCUCCCUUACCGCAUCCAGAGAUUAUAUCGUAUCACAGUAAAUCUUCUCCUGUGAAAAGACAAGUUGCUGGAAGCCCACCCAAGGUCCCACAUUUAAAUGCAACAUCCGACAUCAAGCGUAUCCGCGUGUGCCCUCCGAAACCAGGAGCCCUGUAUCCGAAUCUGUCCGAGAUUGAAAAUACAGAAAGCGACAGCGACUCAGAAUACACUGUUGACAGUACCGAACCUGUAACAGCUACACUCGAUGAGAAAACUGAAACGGAAACCGAGACGGCCUCUGAAGAUGACUAUUAUAUUCGACAUGAUGAAACUGACCAGGAAACUGAAAGUGAUCAGGAAAGCGUACAAAAUUCAUCUUUUGGACGGACGAGUUUUGGACGCAGUAUCUUGCAGGAAUUCGAUGAACGCUCGUUGUUCAACAAAAAGAGAUGCAUAGAACCAGAUCCAGAUAGCACUACAUCAGACAUUUCAGUACUCGAUGAAAUGGAACAAUAUUUGGACGAGUGUCUUGAUGAAGAAUUGGGCGAAGUGAGAGAGGAAGGUCCAACACCGCCUAAAGUAAAUAAAGGUGGCGAAUAUCUGUCGACGAGGGACAAUUCCAAAUACUGUCAAUCAUAUCGGUCGCCUUUGAAAGAUUCACAUAAACUAGAGGACGGUGGCAAGCGCGUACCAUUAGUACGCACUGUUAGUGCAUACAGACGGCAACAAUCUCAAUUGGCUAAAAAUAAUCCAGUUGCGAGAUACGAAAUGGGAUCGAAUUCAGUUUCCGAGAGAUAUGCGAAGAAACGCGAGGACGAAUCUGUAUUGGUGGAGAAUAAAGUGAAGAAGUUAUUGGACGAAGUUGGAACACAACAGAAGAAGAUAGAAGAGGCCAGCAAAGCAUUAAAUUUAUGCCAUUCUACUGUCGAAUUCAACGGCUCCAGUGAGCACGUCGGAGGCGAAUGGGCUCUGCUCGUUGCUACUCAUAAACGCCAAGCUGCAUUGAAUGAAGUGCAAAGACUCAAACGAGAAGGCACGCUGAUACCUGUUAAGGCAGGCUCACCGGAAGUGGAGGGGAAUGGGUCAUUAACCAUUUCUGCUAUUACAUUACCACUGAAACAAGAAUAUUUCCGAAGCAUGGGCAUGAACACGUAUCUCCAUUGCGUCUGCUUGAUGUAUUACUUAGGAGACGUGGUCGCCACCCAAGCAGCGACUGCUGAACCAGGCGAUUCUUGUAUUCGCUUUACUUCAAUGUUGAAACUUGAUAAUUUACACAGUGAUUUCGAGAUUGUUGUUGAAGUAUAUACCUUCCAGACGCAACCGAAAUAUUUGCCACAUGAAAAGAAAUAUCAUAUCAGUCAUACCGCGAAAUCUGUCAAUAAGACACCAAAGAAAAAGAAUCAGUUUGUAAUGCCGGAUAUACAAAGCCCAGCAGGUCCAAAUGCAAUCAGAUCACCUGCUUUCGAAUUAUCUGGAACUGCAACUGUUACUCUGGGUGACAUAAAUCGCGAACAAUUUACUCUGCUAGAAGCCUCGUCGCAUUCUCCUCUGGAAGGACACCUGCGAAUGCGUAUAUCGCGUAAGCUCUCUGUAUCGGUGGAAUAUCGCGGAUUUUUGACUCUCUACGAAGAUAUUACAAACUUGGGUGCUUGGCGCCGAAGAUGGUGCUGGCUUAAAGACGCUAAGCUAUACUGUUGGGUGCAUCCCGAGGACGAGCACAAGAAGAAUCCAAUAAGCUGUCUCAACUUGGAGGAUGCAACUACAAAGCAGGUGCGAUUUAUAAACAUGGAAAAAUGUGCUCGUCCCUACACAUUUUUAGUUGAGAUAUCGAGACAGGCGCAACCUGGAGACACUGAUAAUCUUAUUACGAAGACAGAUGGAAAGAAAACUACAACAAGCCACAAGUUAUUAGCUGACUCGAAAGAAGAGGGAUUACAAUGGAUAUCGAAACUGAAUAAAACUCUAAGCUUAAUAAGAGCUUGGGGAUCAUCCAGAAGUUCAGUUUACUAAAGCUGAAAUCAACUUUAAAUUCAUUAAGUUCAAGCAACGUAUUCGUGUACGUUUAGAUUGAUAUGUGAUAGGAGACACGCAUAUGCAUCAACACGUAAUGCAUCGCUCAUCGUAAUGUAGGAUAAAAUACUUCGUUUAAAACUUUGAAAAAAAAAAACAAUCGAUUUCGCUUUAUUAAAAUAUACGCUACUAAUGCUGCUUGCAUCUAAUCGAUAUAUAAAUGAUGCACUGUAAGAAAAACGUAAUGUACUGAUAUUUAUGUAUAUACACAUAAACAAUGCAAGUAUUUCAUAUAUAAGAAAGUAGCGAAUGCACUACGUUUGGCCGCGUCCAAAUCUUUCGUCAGCAAUACCUUUAAUAUUAUUUGUGUUGCAAAUAAUUAAUUAAUUGUUUUAUUAUGAACAUUCGAGUGAAUUAAUUUGGAUUUUAAUCGUUGACAAUCUAUAAAACAUUUAAUUAAACUUCAAUAGUCAUUUUGAAAAUCAAAAUUGCAAGUUUUCAUGAAGUCCACCCGCUCAAUACCUUUACGGAAAUAUUUAAUAUAUAUAUAGGUAUAUGUAUUAACUAUUCCGUACACAUUCCUCAGAUCUUCUAAAACUGUGCAGUCUAUUUAGAAGAAAAGGAUUAAUGACACUUGUAGGGAUUUUUGAUUUUGUUGUGAACGUACUACGAUAUUGUUCAAUCGCACAGUUGCGCAAUACCGAAUACUCUACUAUUCACAUCAUGUUUAAUUACAAUGGAUUUUUCAAGCACUUGAUCACUUCGAAAUAGCUGCCAUGAAUUUCAAAGCUAGAUAUUAUUUCGCUAUAGUACACAUUGGAGAAAUUGUACAUAGGCUAAGCGUAGGAAAUUAGUAUUUACUAAUGUAAUUAAGAGAUUUUAUAUGUAAAAUCACGAGCUUAUAUAUUAACAUUAACCAUAUUAACAUUA
Vollenhovia emeryi is the source of this 4703-nucleotide messenger RNA. RefSeq names its product actin-binding protein anillin. The transcript is spliced from 19 exons. Gene Ontology annotation, biological process: mitotic cytokinesis; septin ring organization; actomyosin contractile ring assembly. Gene Ontology annotation, cellular component: actomyosin contractile ring. Lineage: Eukaryota; Metazoa; Arthropoda; Insecta; Hymenoptera; Formicidae. The record is from RefSeq and is a predicted model, not a curated record. The coding region runs from base 186 to 3773 and encodes 1195 amino acids.